Messenger RNA from Bradysia coprophila, 619 nucleotides. RefSeq lists its product as uncharacterized. NCBI's taxonomy places the organism in Eukaryota, Metazoa, Arthropoda, Insecta, Diptera, Sciaridae. The record is from RefSeq and is a predicted model, not a curated record.
UAAAAUCGAUAUUCAAGCUGAAGGAUCUUCACGCUGUGGUUUUCUCCAUAAAAGUGGAAAGUUUUGAGAUAAAUCUUUGUCGAUUUCAAGUGAAACAUUUCUGUAACAUCUAUCACCAACGAUGCCAACUGUCGAAGACUUAUCAACUGAAUCGGUGGAAGUUCUACGAGAUCGUCUAAACACAAUGAAAAGAUUGAUGGCCGAACGUCAAGGUCCCACCACCAGCGGCAAACCGAAUGCUCCGCCAAGCAUAGAAGACUUAUGGAAUAAGCCGCAGACCCAUCCCGGGAUAAUCGAUGGAAAUUUUUUGUCUGUUGCACUUUGUGGUGCAUUGCUCGUCAUUUUAACUGUAGCCGUGUAUGCAUUUUACAGUUUGUACCAUGCUGUCUUGAAGAAAUUUCCAUCGCAUCACACCGAGCUGUAAAGAGAUUCACUUCUUCCAGAAAUUGUAUUGCAGGGCAAUUAAUUUAAUUGAUUAGAUUAAAAAAACGAAUAUUGAAUGACGUUCUUAUACUAAGAAUUUAUCUAUUGAAAAAUGAGUAAACGGAUUUUUAACUGUAAUCGUAUUAAUGAAACUUAAAUAAAAAUUAUUGGAAAAACCGAUAUGCAACGAAUUUUA